UCAUUUAUAAUAGUUUAGAAUAUAUUUAUUUUUUAAUUAAAGAAAAAAACGGAUGUCCAGAUGGCAUAAACUGCGUAGCAAAUCGAAGAGAACAUCUGUCAUCACUAACCCCAGAUGGCUUUCCUUUGUACACUAUAAAUAGUUUGUAACGCCUUGCUCUCAUGCAUUACAAUAACAACAAGAAAAGAAAAUUCCCAAUUCAUCAAAAAAAUCUUGUUUUCGAAAAUGGUGGUUUCAUCUUAUGAACCAAUUCUUCCAAAUUCUUCAAACUUAUUUAGAACAUGCAAAUCUACCUCUGGUAAUAAUAAUAGUAGUAGUGUUAUUCCAGUGAUUGACAUGUUAGAUCCAAAUGCUAAAUUCCUUAUAACAAAAGCAUGUGAAGAAUUCGGAUUCUUUAAGAUCAUCAAUCACGGUGUUCCUGAUGAAACGAUAAUUAAAUUGGAAAGUGAUGCAGUACAGUUGUUUGAUUUACCACAGUGUGACAAGGACAAAGCCGGUCCUGCUUCCCCUUACGGUUAUGGUAACAAGAGAAUUGGCUCACUUGGCGAUGUCGGUUGGGUUGAAUAUCUUCUAUUGCCGCUAAACGAUGGACUCGUCUCGGAUAAAUCCGUCACCAUUCCUCAAACUCCUCAUCUUUUCUGGUAUGGUCUGAAUAAAUACGUGACAUCCGUUAGAAAUAUAGCAUGUGUUGUACUAGAAAAGAUAGCAGAUGGUUUGAAUAUUGAGCCAAAAAAUGUGCUGAGUAGGAUGCUAAAGAAUGAAAAGAGUGACUCUUGUUUUAGGAUAAACCAUUAUCCACCAUGCACAGAAAUUGAAGCAUAUUUGAAAGGUGGUAGAAAUUUUAUUGGUUUUGGUGAGCAUACAGAUCCACAAGUAAUAUCAAUUAUAAGGUCUAACAAUACAACUGGACUCCAAAUAUCACUUAAAGAUGGUACAUGGGUCUCAGUUCCACCUGAUGAGCACUCAUUUUUCAUCAUUGUUGGAGAUUCUCUGCAGGUACUGACUAAUGGAAGGUUUAAGAGUGUAAAACAUAGAGUCUUGGCAAACAGUGUAAAGUCAAGAUUGUCAAUGAUUUAUUUUGGUGGGCCUCCUUUGAAUGAAAAAAUACUGCCUUUAUCAUCUUUAAUGGAAGAAGGAGAAGAAAGUUUGUACAAGGAAUUUACAUGGCAAGAAUACAAGAAAUCUACCUACAUGACAAAGUUGAGUGCUGAUAGGCUAGGACUCUAUAAAAAGAAUAUUAAAGUACCAUAUGAUAAAAAAUUGCCAAUUUUAGAAAAAAUCAUACUGUAGAAUUUUAUCAUCCAAUAGACAAGUUUGGAAAGAUUUUGGUUUUGGUUGGAAGUCCAAGAUUGUAAAAACCAAGAUUUUUCUUGUUUUGUUUUGUUUCAUCGUCUUGUGUUUUUAAUUUAAAUAACUAUGGUUGUACAAUAAAAUGCCAUGUAAUUGUCAUCGUGU
This is a messenger RNA of Solanum lycopersicum (tomato), 1455 nucleotides long. Its product is annotated as gibberellin 2-beta-dioxygenase-like. Lineage: Eukaryota; Viridiplantae; Streptophyta; Magnoliopsida; Solanales; Solanaceae. Gene Ontology annotation, biological process: response to light stimulus; gibberellin catabolic process. The record is from RefSeq and is a predicted model, not a curated record.